Talaromyces rugulosus is the source of this 2187-nucleotide messenger RNA. RefSeq lists its product as uncharacterized. The coding region runs from base 1 to 2187 and encodes 728 amino acids. The transcript has 11 exons. The record is from RefSeq and is a predicted model, not a curated record. Gene Ontology annotation, biological process: DNA-templated transcription; regulation of DNA-templated transcription. NCBI's taxonomy places the organism in Eukaryota, Fungi, Ascomycota, Eurotiomycetes, Eurotiales, Trichocomaceae. Gene Ontology annotation, molecular function: DNA binding; DNA-binding transcription factor activity, RNA polymerase II-specific; zinc ion binding.
AUGAGACGAACCACCGACUCUGGCAGCGUCCGUCGCCGGAAACGUGCCAUGCUGGCUUGUCAGGCAUGUCACUUGAGAAAAGUACGAUGCAAUGUCACUCAAUCUGGACCUCCUUGCAUAAACUGUGCUGGAGAUGGUGUAAACUGUGAGCUGGUCGCUCGCGGCAGGGGCGGUCGUCGCCAUCGCCUGGUUGACAUUGUGGCUCAGAAGUCGCAGGAUACUGCAGCCCCUAUUCAGCCAAACCGGGAGGAGAACCGUCUAAGUCUAGUUCCUUGUGAAUUUUCAGCUUUACCAUCCAGCUCACAUGCUCCACCAACCCCAGAAGAGUCGGAGUUUCAGCCAUGUCAAGUAGUCGAUGGCGAACGCCUGAUGACAGCUGCCUCAACCACUGAUUCACCGACCGAGCGUUCCCAUGGUAGGAAGAAUGAUGCGGAACCUCGAGAUGUUGAUACCGGCUUUGACUGUAUAUUGGACGAUGGAGAUGGUGAAGAGGCUACAGCCUGCGUCUAUACUGGCGAUCAGCAGGGGUUGGGUCUUGUCGUUGAUAUCUUAGCUAGCCCCCUGGUUUCGGAUGACUCGGCCGUCCUUCAUGCCAAAGAAUGCUUUUCUCUCCCCAAUGCAAGUGCGUUCUUUCGGCAGUACGAGUCAGGGCCGAGAAAUGUCAGUCUCCUCCUACUAUGGAGUAUGUUCUUUGCAUCGAUCAAUUUUCUCGACAAAGAAUCAGUGAGCCUCGCAGGAUACUCUUCGCGUAAGUCCAUGAAACGGUCUCUUUAUCGACGUGCGAAGGCCCUUUACGACGCAGAUUAUGAGAAAGACAAGAUUCCCCUUAUACAGUCUGUUCUUCUGCUUGCCUUCUGGUAUGCUGAUUCAGAAGAUCGCGAUGGCUCAUGGCAUUGGGUUGGCAUCGGCAUUAGCCUAUGCCAAACCAUUGGCCUUCACCGAAACCCAUUGAAUGAGCGGGCUGGUCUUGGACGAAACUUUAUACUGAGAAAGAAGACGUUCAGCGACGACCGAUGCCGUCUAUGGAGACUCAUCUGGUGGAUGUACUACUUUCGUGAUACGUGGCUCUCCUUCGGGAUGGGUAGGCCGACAAGGAUUAACCUCGAUGACUGUGACACUCCAAUUCCUACGCCUUCAGACGUAGAAGCGCUCUGCACAGGCCUAUCUCGCCAACAGGAGGAGAAAUAUUUUCCAAAGGAUCCAAAACAUAUGCUUCCGCGAGUGUGGGCUUGUCUAUUGGAUACAACCUUUGCCCUUGGGGCAGUUCUGAAUCACCACUACAGAGCAAAGCCUCUGGAAUUGGAUCCCAGCACUGCAUUUGCACUUGAUGAGAAUCAGCUUCGGCAAUGCAGAGCAGGCUUUCCGACUGAGGAAGCCUGCCAAGGCCCCGUUGUUCUCUUACACUUGUAUCAUCUUCAUGUCUACUAUGAAGCCUGCGUAAUAGCUCUACAUCGACCAUAUAUGGUGGAGCGACCAGGAACACACGUUACGCCGGGUGAGGCUUGGAAAGUUGAAGCGCUGCAAAAGGCCAAGAUUGCUGCCUCGAAUAUCAACAGCACACUCAACAAAAUAAGCGCCGCUCAAAUGAUAAGCAGCUGUCACUCCAUGAUGGUGACGGCAAUGAUUCCGGCACUUCAAGUUCAUCUGCUACAAUCCAUAUCUGAGGAUCCAUUUGCAAAAUGCCUUGCGAGAAACCACUUGAAUAUUUGCAUGAUUAUGCUAAAAGAACUUCGACAGACUUAUUGGGCUGCGGAUUUCAUUCACUCUCUGUUUUCCAAGGCAAGAAAGCAGAUAGAUUCUCUGAAAACAGCGCAAGAGGAUUUAGUUACAAGUAGAGACCAAGGGUCUUCUGAACAAGAAACGCCAAUGACGCCUCCAUCAGUAGCAUCAUUUAUGAACGUGAACUCGAUCCGAGCAGCAACGUCACGGACCAGUCUUCCAGCAUCUGCUAGUUUACAUCCGAUCCAGGACAACAGUUUCGAAAACAAUGUUCCCCUUGACGUUGAUUUGGCACUGUCAUAUGAUAUUUUCCCCUUCCAAUUUGACCUUUUCUCUAUUGAUGGGGACUUGGAGAACCCGGCCUUCCAUUCGCCUUCCUCUAGGCAUGUGAUUAGCGAAGGGGCUCCAAGUUUUGAACUGUCAGAUGUAGAUGUGAGUGUAUUUCUUGGCAAUGAGGAUCCAAGCUAG